Molecule: messenger RNA, 200 nt
Organism: Gaeumannomyces tritici R3-111a-1
Lineage: Eukaryota; Fungi; Ascomycota; Sordariomycetes; Magnaporthales; Magnaporthaceae
Exons: 1
Coding region: 1-156 (51 amino acids)
Source: RefSeq, a predicted model, not a curated record
AUGAACCAAAACGGCGAGAUCGCACUCAUCAUCCUCGGCGUGCUUCUGGUCAUCGCGCUCACCGUCUACUUCGGGCGGGCCCUAAUGGGAAAGUUUGUCGACCAGUCCAUCAAGGACGGGACCGCGCCGACCGAGACCAGCGAUUCUGCUGCGUGAGAAAGACUGCGUGAGUCGGUGUGUUCCUGGUCUCUUGCUCGCUG